Lactuca saligna is the source of this 907-nucleotide messenger RNA. NCBI's taxonomy places the organism in Eukaryota, Viridiplantae, Streptophyta, Magnoliopsida, Asterales, Asteraceae. The record is from the annotation of a GenBank genome assembly.
UUCCUAUCUAAGGAGUCCCACGACUUCCCCCUACGUUCGGUAGGGAUCCUCUAAAAGCACCGAUGCUUCCCACUCGUCUGCUUCUUCCUCUUGCUUACGCUCCAUUGAAGUCAUCACAUUUAAGCUGUCUUCGACCUUAUGGACGCUCAAGUGCUCAUGUAGCUGAAUUACUACCAGAUUUAGUGGAAAUUUCUUUAAGUAGAGCUAUUCUUAAUGGAUUUAGGACAUUCUGUAGUAGUAGCCAAGAUUUGUCACUUAAAAAAUGUGUCCCAUGCAAGAAGAAGGAUUUGAGUCCUAUGACAGAGGGGAAUGCCAGUGAGUUGAAACCUAAGGUGCCUGAAUGGGAAUUGGUAAAUAAUGGUGGCAUAAUGAAGCUCAGAAGGAAUUGGAAAGUUAAGAAUUUUCUUCAAGGAUUGGAGUUUUUUAAGGUUGUUGGUGACUUGGCUGAAGCCGAAGGUCAUCAUCCAGAUCUUCAUCUUGUUGGAUGGAACAAUGUGACAGUUGAGAUAUGGACACAUGCUUGUGGUGGGCUCACAGAAAAUGAUUUCAUACUCGCUGCAAAAAUCGACAAGCUACCCCUUGAAUCUUUUCUUCGGCGAAAAUAACUUUGGAGUUUUUUUUUUCUCUUUUUUUUUUUGGGAGUAAUAAUGGCUGAUGUGGUUUCUUUGUGUUAUUUUGCUACAAGAUUAUAUGCUCUUUCAGCUUAUAAAGGUUUAAUCACAGAAAAAGUAGAAUUACUUGCUCUUUAAUUAGUCAAAAUGCUGCAAGGGUUUAAUCUUACUUAAUCGAUACAGUGGUAAGAGCGGGUUUGAUUUCAUGACCUUUGCUUUAGUAGCAGCCUAUAACUGAUAUAAAUAUGAAUUUCAAUCUAUACAAAUCACGCACUGAAUGUACAUUAAGCAUACAC